Paramisgurnus dabryanus is the source of this 2911-nucleotide messenger RNA. Its product is annotated as choline transporter-like protein 2. The record is from RefSeq and is a predicted model, not a curated record. Gene Ontology annotation, biological process: transmembrane transport. Gene Ontology annotation, cellular component: membrane. Gene Ontology annotation, molecular function: transmembrane transporter activity. NCBI's taxonomy places the organism in Eukaryota, Metazoa, Chordata, Actinopteri, Cypriniformes, Cobitidae.
CAGCUAGUUUUAUUCCAGGGAACAGGAAGUGAUAGUUAGUGAGCUGUGCGAUUCACUUUCACACAGAAGGAACAUCAGAUCAUCAGAUAAACGCAAUAUAACUUAAAUCAGGAUGCCUGAGGAGGAAGAUGCUUACAAAAAGACCGGUGAGGCCAAAAAAUAUGACCCCACCUUCAAAGGGCCUAUCCAUAACAGAGGAUGUACAGACAUCAUUUGCUGCAUCUUGUUCCUGGUGGCCAUAGGGGGUUACCUUGCAGUGGGAAUUGUGGCCUGGUCUCACGGUGAUCCACGGAAAGUGAUCUACCCUACGGACAGCGCGGGACAGUUCUGUGGACAGGGAAACCUGGAGAAGAAGCCGCUGUUGUUUUACUUCAACAUGAUGAAGUGUGCCAGCCCCAUGGUCCUGCUGGAGUUUCAGUGUCCCACCCCUCAGCUGUGUGUAGAGAAAUGUCCUGAUCGUACUACGACUCUGGUUAAGGCCUACCCAAAUCCACUGGAAUGGUCAUAUUACAAAAGUUUUUGCAGAGAAGAUCCUGGAAAGAAAACUGUGCCAGAAAUUUUGCAACAAAAACUGUGCCCGGCAAUUCUAGUUUCCAGCAAACCAUUUUUGCAGCGCUGUUUUCCAUCUAUGGGCAAAAAGGGCGGAACUAUCACAGUGGGCGAUAGCGAGACGUUUACAGAUGCAGAUGGAAAUAAGAGAAAUGCCAAAGACCUGGUGGACGGGAUGACGAAUGCCACAGUAGUCAUAGAGGGUCGACAGGUUGCAAUGAAGAUCUUUGAAGAUUACACAAAGUCUUGGUACUGGAUCUUACUUUGUUUGGUGAUGGCUCUGGUGGUGAGUCUGAUCUUCAUCGUUCUUCUGCGUUUUCUGGCUGGAUGCAUGGUUUGGGUCAUGAUCCUCAUGGUCGUCAUUGUCAUCGGAUGUGGUAUCGGUUUCAGCACUUAUAAAUAUGUCAAUCUGAAGGAAACACCUGGUGCUAAUGUUACUCUACAGCAGCUGGGCUUUCAACCCGACUUCAGCGUUUACCUGCACAUCAGACAGACCUGGCUGGCCUUCAUAAUUAUUCUGGCUAUCCUGGAGGUCAUCAUCAUCGUGGUCCUCAUCUUCCUUAGGAAUAGAAUCCGAAUUGCAGUUGAGCUUAUGAAAGAGGCCAGCAGAGCCAUCGGUUAUGUGAUGUCAUCACUGUUCUACCCUAUUUUUACCUUCUUCCUCCUGACUAUAGUCAUCGCCUACUGGGCCGUCACUGCGGUCUUUCUCUCUACAUCCAGUCAAGCGGUUUAUAAAGUUUUCAAUGAAACAGAAUGUUCUCAUUCUAGAGAAACCUGCAACCCUGAGAACUUCACCAUGUCUGACAUAAAGAAAGACUGUCCACGCUCCGACUGUCUGUUUGCUUUUUAUGGUGGGGAAACGGCGUACCACAAGUAUCUGAUCCUCUUUCAGUUCUACAACGUCUUCCUGUUCUUCUGGUGUGCCAACUUCGUCACUGCCCUGGGUCAGAUGACUCUUGCAGGGGCUUUUGCAUCCUACUACUGGGCUUUAAAUAAAUCCAAAGACAUGCCCACCUUCCCUCUCUGUGCCGCUUUGGGCAGAUCCCUCAGGUAUCACACAGGAUCCAUGGCGUUCGGCUCUCUCAUCCUCGCCAUUAUCCAGGUUAUCAGGGUUUUGUUGGAGUAUCUUGACCACAAACUCAAGGGAGCAGAAAAUAAAUUUGCCAAAUUCUUGUUGUGUUGUCUAAAAUGUUGCUUCUGGUGCCUGGAGAAGUUUGUCAAGUUCUUGAACAGGAAUGCCUACAUUAUGGUGGCCAUACAUGGGAAAAACUUCUGCAGGUCGGCACGGGACGCCUUCUUCCUCUUGAUGAGAAAUGUCAUCAGGGUGGUAGUCGUGGAUAAGGUGACAGAUUUCAUCUUAUUCCUUGGCAAACUCCUCAUUGUGGGUCUUGUGGGAAUCUUCGCGUUUUUCUUUUUCUCCGGACAAACGGAUGCAUUUAAGGGCGCCGCACCCAGUCUCCAUUACUACUGGGUUCCCAUUUUGACGGUGUUGGUGGGCUCCUAUCUCAUUGCUCACGGGUUCUUCAGCGUUUAUGCUAUGUGUGUGGACACACUCUUCCUCUGCUUCUUGGAGGACCUGGAGAGGAAUGACGGCAGCGCAGAACGGCCUUAUUUUAUGUCUGAGAAACUUCUCCUGGUCUUGAAGAAGAAGAACCAAGCCAAAUAGUCUGUCAAGCUUCUCGACUGUGUCGUAUAUGCAUGUUUCUCAUACCUCAGUGCCUUUCAGAAGUGCCUUAAACAUGAGUCACAUCUGUGGCCUGUGUUUUAGAUGAUCUUAUCAACUGAUGAGAUUACACAACAAUGGACCUCUGUAUCUAAGCCAAAAAUCUACUUUAAAAAUAUAGACAUGCCAAAUUACAUUAGAAUGAGGUUAAUCUCACCUUUGCUGUUUUGAGCUUUUAGUUGUGUUUUUUUGUAACACCUGCCGAACAUCUCAAUGCCCAACGUUUCGUUUUCGUUUUGACACUUUUUGAGAUGUAUUUCUUUCUGUAAAUUAUGUUGCAUUUGUUGCAGGUUUUAUAUAAAGGUGCAGUGAAUCUUUUUUAUCUGUGCUAUUUUUUUUAGCAUUUUCAUAUUGUGCCUUGUCAGUCAUAUCAGGUGAUUAUUCAUACAUAUGACUUGGAUAAUAAAAGUAUAAUAAUGGUUACAUAUUUCAUAUGCAUGUUCACCGGUGAACCGGCAGCUCUGUAUACAUUAUGAUACAAUAAGAACUGACCUGAUGUAUGUGUAUAGACAAUAAACUUAAUGGUUUCUUGUCUUGAACAUUGUUUGAACAUACAAGAGUUAGGAGUUUUGUUACUGUUACUGCUUUUGCAUGUAGAUGCACUUCUUUAUGUGGUAAAUAAACAAUUUUGUAUAAUAA